Talaromyces rugulosus is the source of this 945-nucleotide messenger RNA. RefSeq lists its product as uncharacterized. The record is from RefSeq and is a predicted model, not a curated record. NCBI's taxonomy places the organism in Eukaryota, Fungi, Ascomycota, Eurotiomycetes, Eurotiales, Trichocomaceae. The coding region runs from base 1 to 945 and encodes 314 amino acids. The transcript is spliced from 2 exons.
AUGUCGCCGACCCCCAGUCAAGACAAUGAUCGUGCCCUAAGACAGUUUGUACCGACCUUGCACACGGAUGUGUAUGAUACUAUUGAUCCGAGUAAAACUAAGAUCACACAGCCGUUUACGGCUGUCAUAUUAGGCGGUAGCGGAGCCGUGGGCAGUGGACUUGCACGGGCAUACGCUCGAGCUGGUGCAACUGGAAUUGUUCUGGCCGCUCGUCGUUUGUCUCUGAUCGAAGCUGUUGCUGACGAGGCCAAAGCCAUAAGCCCAUCAAUACAGACGUUGGCAAUGCAAUGUGACGUCUCGUCAGCCUCUGAUAUUGCUGCGGUUGCUACCGCUACGAGAACUCGUUUCGGUGCCACUGUGGGGAUUGUUGUCGUCAACGCUGGCUACAGUGGUCAUAUUGUCCCGGAUAUUGCGCAAGAAUCGGUAGAAAAUUUCCAGAAUGCUUUCAGUAUCAAUACCAUGGCAUCAGCCUACGCAGCACAGUCUUUCAUUCCAAUAUUGAACGAAUCAGCAGCAGCGAACACGACAUCACAAAAGAGGCUGUUUCUUGCCGUUAGUUCCAUGUCCGCGCCAACAGUCAGUGGGCCCGUUGCUCAUAUUCAUUAUUGUGCCAGCAAGUUUGCACAGGUCCGAGUCAUCGAAAUGCUCAAGGAGCAGCAGCACGCCGCGAAUGGUGACGAUAGCAUUUUCUUUGCAUCGUUGCAUCCAGGCGGGGUCAAGAGUGACUUUGCAAGGCAAUCAAAUAUUCCUGAGAGCUUCCUCCCUUUUAUGACGGAAAGCCCGGAUCUUGCGGGAGCAUUCUGCGUUUGGCUGACUCAGAACCAAAGCCGCAUACAGGGUCUGAGUGGAAGAUUCUUGUCAGUCAAGUGGGAUGUAGAUGAGCUUUUAGGCAAGAUGGACGAGAUUGUGGAUAAAGACCUGCUUCGAGCUCGAUUUGCGGUGUAG